Molecule: messenger RNA, 9968 nt
Organism: Salarias fasciatus (jewelled blenny)
Lineage: Eukaryota; Metazoa; Chordata; Actinopteri; Blenniiformes; Blenniidae
Gene: pgap1
Product: post-GPI attachment to proteins inositol deacylase 1
Exons: 26
Coding region: 140-2956 (938 amino acids)
Biological process (GO): GPI anchor metabolic process; endoplasmic reticulum to Golgi vesicle-mediated transport
Cellular component (GO): endoplasmic reticulum
Molecular function (GO): phosphatidylinositol deacylase activity
Source: RefSeq, a predicted model, not a curated record
UGUGUCUGACAGCCCGCACGGCGUCUCUGCUGCUGGCUGUCAUGGAGCAGCAACGAGGAAACAUGGACACCAGACAUCUGUAAAAUAAAUAAAUACAUGAGAGCAAAGAGAAUCAGGAGCCGGAGUCAGAACAGGAAGCAUGAGACUCGCCGCUGUGGCCUUUUACGGGCUGGCUCUGGGGCUGCUGGCGGUCGGCCUGCGGGAGUUACUGACGGGCUUCGAGGAGAACCGAUGCAGUAUGACCUACAUGUUCGAGUACCCGGAGUACCGGCGUGUGUCUCUGCCCCGCCGCGUGGCCAGACUCUACCCGGCGUACGGCCUCUAUCUGUACGGCGAGGGAGCGUACGCCCAGGAGACCCGAGCCCUCAAACUCACCGGGGCCCCCGUGCUGUUCCUGCCCGGAAAUGCUGGUAGUUACAAACAAGCUCGCUCGCUGGGCUCGGUCGCGCUGAGGAAGGCGGAAAACAUGGACGGCGGCGUGCACUUCAACGUGUUCACGGUGGACUUCAACGAGGAGCUGGUGGCGCUGUACGGCGGCAGCUUGCUGAGGCAGACGCAUUUUCUUCACGAGAGCAUUAAGGCCAUCCUGAGGCUGUACAAGCAUGUGAAGACCCCUCCUCAGAGCGUGGUGCUGGUGGGCCACUCCAUGGGCGGCGUGGUGGCCCGGGCGCUCUUCACCCUGCCACGCUUCAACGCCAACCUGGUGAGCCUCAUCAUCACCCAGGCCUCCCCCCACCUGGCUCCGGUGCUGGUCCUGGACCCCUACCUGCUGGAUUUCUACUUGGCGGUGAGGCAGAAGUGGGUGAACCAGGCGAACAAGCUCAGGAACGUCACCGUUCUGUCUGUCGGGGGCGGUUACCGUGACUACCAGGUCCGCUCCGGCCUGGUGUCCCUUCCCUGUCCCCCAGGAGACCCCAACAAGCUGUCACUGGUGGCGACCGCAGUUCCCCGGACGUGGGUGUCCACAGAUCACCUCUCCAUUGUUUGGUGCAAAGAGCUUGUUCUCGCCACUGUCCGGGCCUUUUUUGACCUCAUUGAUCCUGAUACAAGACAGUUCACAGUGAACCCUGAGAGGAAGAAGGCCGUGCUGAACCAUCACUUCAUCAGACACCCUGUCAGGAUGCUGGGAGAUGCUCAAGACACCUCCAUCUCCAUCUCAGAUUUCCCUGAAGCCUGGAGUGAAGUUAACACACUCCGUCUGGCUUACAGCACACCCAAGGAAGGACAGCUGAAGUACUUCCUGUUCGCCCUGUCGAGCCGCAGGAAAGCCUACAGCCACUUCUACUGCCGGAGCAACAACCUGGAGAUGAGCAGCUGGGUGUACGGCUGUGUGCAUAAGAACGGCUCCUCAUGUAUGCGUGCGGUAGAUUUGUCCAUGGAAACUGAGCUUCUGCCACCAUACAAGGUUCUGAUUCUGAGUCUGAACGACUUGUCUUCAGUCACUCAUCUGGUCGUCUCAGCCUCCAACCUCAAUGGAAAACAGUUCACUGUGGAGUGUGAGUGGCAGAGACAAGUGUCUCAGACUGUGUCUGUCCCAGUGCCUCAUGUCCUGUCUUUUGGUUUGACUGCCAGUGACGCCACAGUGAGCUCAUCCGGGCUGCUUCACACCAUCGAGCUGCAACAGUUUCACCAGGUCUAUCAAGCUUUCAGAAUCAGUGUUGCCAGCCAGUGUAAAGUAAAUAAAGAUAGAUUGCCCAGCGUGUACCGGAUGAAGGUUUCGUGGUUCAGAGAGGAUUCUUUAACCACAGUCAGCGUACCUUCAGUGACCGAGAUCUCAGGGAUGCUUCAUACAAGUCGCCCAGACAACACCUCAGGAGUCCUCCUGGAGCUCCACACUGCCCCCAACUGUCAGUAUAAGGUGUCGGUCAGGACUUCAUUACCCAGAGUCCUCGGGCAGAUACUGAGGUUCUGUGGUCCCAUGGUGCCCGUCUACACCGCUGUAACUCUCCUGCUGGCCUGUGGGGGGCAGCUGUCCUCCAUCCUGAAGUCAAAGAGGGCUGCAAACAUGAGCCAGGUGGUGAGCAAAGGCCUGCAGCCUCACAAAGUCAACUUGUCUGUGUACAUACUGCACAGCUUACUCAGCUGCGACUGGUUUCAACAAGUCUGGUCCGCUCUUCGCCUCCCGCCGGUGGACACACUCCCCCCGUCUUUCCCUGAUGGCUCCUUCGUUAAAGAGGCUGCCCCAGCAGAGCUGUGGCCCCACCUCCUGUCCCCCCUGCUGUACAUCCUGGGGGCGGCUGUGGCGUACUGGGGCAGCACGCUGCUCCGCCUCGUCAUACGACUCAUCUCAUUAAUGCUCGCGCCCCUGCACAGACCGUGUGUGUCCAGAGACUGUGGGACGCUGCGACUGCGCUCUCAGCUCCUCAUCACUCUGUGUCUGACGGUAACAGGAGCAGCGUCCUGUGGAGCGCUGUCCAUCUGCGCUGCCUUUCUCUUCCACCUGUACAGGGUUUUAAGGUUGCAGAUGACAGAAAGAUCUCUCAGUCACAUGCUCAAUCUGGCGCCACGAAAGCACAAAGACACAGAGAACGGCUCGGUGGACGGAGAAUCCCUGAGCAGGACUAAAGAGAGUGGCGGCACCCCCUUACUGUCCGAGUGCGCUCUUCAGGAGGUGAGGGACGACCUCCAGCUCCACCUCUGCCUGUCGGCGCUCUUCACUCUCCCCGUCAUGCUCGGUGCGCCUUCACUCAUCCACUGGAUCCGUAACCUGAGGUACUCCACCCAGCUGGAUCCUGAUCCGUGUUGGCCACACGUAGUGCCUCUAAUUAUUGCCUUCAUGCUGCUUAUUAACAGUAACACGUUAAAACUCAGCAACAGCAAACUCCUGCCUCUGGCGUCCUGCCUCCCCCUGCCCCUGGCCGUGGUCGUGGUGACCUUCUCUCCACAGCACCUCUACAGGAUCAGCUACUCGCUGCUGGCGGCGCUCGUCCCCCUGGCCUCGUGCUGCCUCCUCUGACGGUAUCCCCACGUCGCCCACGGCAGGCCUGUCUCCGGGACCGAUGGGUCAGUGUGUGAAGCUGCCAUGGAGCAGAGCCAUAGACAUACACAGCCUGGGGAACUGCCCGCUCGAUGUUAGCACUAAAAGCUCCAAAGCGAUUACACUAGCUUUAAAACAAGGAGAGGAUGUAAUGGCCUUGGAGCGUUUGGUGUGAAUACGGCUCGUUUGGAUUGACCUGAAACCAUGUUUGCCUUACUCUGUAUAUCUAUAGCUCUGCCUUCAGGGAGCAACAACUCCACAACCAGUGAAGCUACUGAUAUUAGAGAUUCUCCACAGGGUUUUACACUGAGUCUUGUUGUUUCUGAUGUUUCUGCAGUGGCUUUGCUCACUGUGGUCACUCCGCUGUAAACUUCUACACUGCCUACUGCUUAGCAAAGACUGUAAGUCCCACCUGACGAGCUUCUGACACAGUGUCCUGCAUUCAUUCCUAAAGAGAGCUGAGGGAGGGUGAAGGGCCGCACUGAGGACGUCGGUACCAGUAAAGGUCCCGGCGUCAGUCGUGAUCGGCUUCACGGUCCCGACAACACAGUCUGAAUGUGUGGUGGCACUGAGGCUGAUUCAGCCUGAGGUGCAUCUCAGAAAAUCUAACGUAGGAUCGCUCAGACUUCAUUCACGGAGAGAAAACCAUGACUGUUAAUGCUGACAUGAUGUUAAACCUUAUAUCCCUAAAAUCCAGUUUUUAUCCAGAAGUGAUUUGAACCCUGAUCACAUUUCCACCUGGCGUUAACGUUCCUGUCUCCACUGUCACCUGCAUUACUCUACACGCCUCAUCUCACACCUUCUUCAAGGCAUAAGUUGAAACACAUUUUUUUUUUUUGUAAAAAAUUACUUCAUUUCAAGCCUGAAACUGCAUCCAUAAAGUUGCCAAGACUAAAAGUGACAUUAUUUCCUUCAUUACUCCUCUAAUGUGCUUUAUUUGUGUGUCUGUGUGUCAAUAUGAUGCACAGACACACAUGGAGCACACACACUGUUGCUGCUUCAUGUGCAGCACGCUCAUUAGUUUCUUACAGAUUCGUCUCAGUUUAAUUUACUCCCAUCUUAAGUCAUUAAAGACACAAAUGUCCUCUUUUUCAAAAAGCUAAAACUUAAAAAACACUGAUUUCUCCAUAGAUCACUCACAGUAUUUCAGCCCUACGUAAAAUGACAAAAAAUUGAAUCAGUUUUAGGGUUUUUCCUUUUCAAAUAUGAAUCUGAUUACUUGAUGUCACUGUUGAAAAUAAGCCGUUUUCCUCAUAACGCAUGCUGGGGGCCUGGGAUGUUUUCCUUUAUUCAGUCUAUGAUGUGUUAAAAGAUUCACCAAACUAUUAACUUUGCUUUUUAAAUUUGUGUGAAGCAUCAGAUGAAAAAUUCACUGCCUUCUUCAUUCAUUAUGGACCAAAUAUUCCUGUUUAGUCCCACUGAAUCUAACAAUUUUAAUCAACACUUGCAAAAAUAACCAGUUAUAUCAACAUUAACUUAGUCGCCAACUAUUUGUUUUCCGAGCUUCCACAUCUCUGAACCAUAUUUCAGCAUUAAAACAGACAAAUACAUAAUAAUACAUACGUACAUGAUAUAUCAGUAUCACAUCAUCAAAUGGGGCAAAAACUUCAUAAUUAUUCAAUAUUUAUUAGUUUUAAUCUGAAUUAAUAGCUUCUAAAAACUUGCCUGAUGUCAGUCCAACACCGCAGUCAUGCCAGAACACGCACAACUCACGGCAGUGUGGUUUUUUUUUUUCUUUUGUUUUUUAUGUUUUAUUGAUUAAACUCUAAAAUGUGCCCAAUCCUGAAAACCCAAAGUUUCCAGUUGAUCCAAAAGAUAAAAUAUGACUGAGUUUCUGGAAACUUCUUGUUCAAUAUUGUGUGAAUUUUUUUCAAAUAAGAUUUAACUCCAUUUGUGAAUCUGAAUUUAAGAUAUUAAUGGUGUAAAAUCUAAUAAACUGUCCACUGUGUGCAGCCAAACAACAGGCUCAACAUACUAUUACUUAUAUUCAGGUGCAUCUCAAAAAAUGCACAAUGCCUUAUUUUUAUUAAUUUGAUGUUGAGAUUAUUAUGCUAAACAAGAACGAUUCACAUCGAGGGGACGGGACAAGACAUUAAUAUUCAUCAACUCAUUUUCAUUGUCAUAUAAUAAAUCACCCUGAAGGAGAGUGAAGGGGUUCCUGUUAUGUAUUACAUCUGUUAAACAUAUACAACAAAUACAGCUUCAUCAUAGCCUCAAAGAAAUCUAUAAAGCUUUAGAUAAUCUCUUACAAAUUAAAAUGGGUUGAAUUUUUUACUGCAACAAUAUUGACAUUAAUAGCAGUUUUAGCUGUCACAUAACUCCAUACAUAAGUAUCUCCAAACACCAUAAAAUAAAAGGAAAUCAUUUUAAAAAAUAUUGCUCUAAUCUGAACUACUGUAUUUUCUAGACUAUAAUAGACACAUUUUCUUGUUUGACUGGUCAAGUAACCCUUAUCAAGACGCGAGUUAUAUAUCAAAAUAAAUGCCACAUACCAUCUAUGGCCACUAGAUGUCUCUGUAUGACAACAGAAAGCUGCUGCAGUACCACAGAAAAACCUCCAUUAUUGCUGUAUUAGUCUGGCAGCAAGCUAAAUAUCUCCAAAGAAAAAACUUCAGAGCAGAAUUUAAGUUAAUAUUAUUAGCGGCGUAUCAGGCAGAGUUCAGUGUGUCUGAUGUAUUUUUUUCACAGAUGCUUCUGAGAAUCUGGAAGAUAUGGUAAACAACUGUAGGUUUCAGUAUUUAACUCAAUAAUUAAGUUUGUGUUUUUGUUGCGUUCACCAGUUGUGAAAAAGAACAUGCUUGAUGCCUUUGUUUUGUUUUUGUUCCCAAAGCAGUUGGACAGUAUGACUCACUGUUGUUGUUGUUUUUUUUUUUUUGUUUGUUUUUUGUCUUGAUUGCAUUUGACAGAAAAACACUGUUAGUAUUUAUGAAGCAGUUGAAGACAAGGAGACAGUUCUUUCUUCACUUUUUUUUCCAUGAAAGUGGCGUUGAAGUGUGUGUCUUAUGUUUGAAGAUGUGUUGUUCGUGAUGCUGCAGAAUGACACUCCUUUACACUAAAGGCUAGUGAAGGUGCAAUGUGUAGAUAGUGCCAGUUUUGUCCACUGGGUGGCAAUGAAGUCUCACCAUUACUCAAAUUUUCAGCAGUUAGCUGAUUUUCUGUUCUGGCUUUGUGUGAGAAACUUCUGCUUCUCCUUUUCUUUGACUGAAUACAGAAAGAGUAUAAAGUGACUCACUGCACCAUCUUGUGGUACAAAGUGGUAUUACAAGACUGAUCAGGCUACAUGGUUUAAGCUUAUACAGUCACUAAAUUCAUCUCUCCCUCCAUGAUGACAAAUUUUAGCUCGUUUUGAUUAAAGAUACUACAUGCUGCACCUUUUAAAGCUGAAAAUGUUUUAGUCUUAAAGCUAAUUUCAAACUAAUGCCAAAAAGAGGGUUUUGUGACACUGCAGAAGUUCUUUCCAUCUAUUUAUUUUAUGAAUCAGUUAUUAUGAACCUUGGUUUGCCGGAGUUGUGGGUCUUAAUAUGCAUUUAUUAAAUUACAGAAGCCCUCUUUGAAAUGAAUUCAUGGAUUUACAUGACAAUUUGUUCCCAAAAUAACAAGCAACGCAAUUCACAAUCAGUGAUUUAAUUUGUCAGUUAUAAUGCUAAAUGCUAUUGAUCACGAGUGGAGUCAAAUCAAAGAGACCAUAUCUAUGGAGCUGCUUUUUGUUCUAACUUUGGAUCAGAGAAGAGCAUACAACGUAUUUGCAUCUUUUCUGAGGAUAUGAAAAGGAGAAAUCAGUAUGUUCUAUGAGUAGAAGAGCGUAAUGUGUUUUCACAUAUUGAACUGUUCUGACUAUACAAUCUGAAGACUGAAGCAAAAAAGUUUAACAAGAUUGAAAACCUUGUGAGAUUAAGUCCUUAGAUUCAUAACAUCUGAAAAUCUGAAGAGAUGUUGACUUCAAAUCAGAAUUCUUGGUUCGUGCUUGUGGUGCUUCUGCCUUUUUCUCUAUUAUCUCUAUUGAUCAGGUGUCUCCCACCCACCAGGUCAUUCAGCACCGGGCCGCAAACAGAGAAUAAAACAUUUUAUUAUUCUGAAAGUGUAUUUAAAUAUCCAUGAGUCUGUGUUGAUUUUUAUUUUGAAAAACACUUCACUUUCCACCAGUGCUCAUUUUCUGUGUUUAACUCCUUUUUUUUGGCAACAUGACUUUUAUAUGUACAUUUAUUGACAACAUAACUUUAUUUCAGUUAUUAAAUGAUCAUUGAAUGUGAAAUAUUGUUCCGUGAAACUCUAACAAAUUGAUGAUUUUGCAGAAAAAAAUAGUAAAGUUUUCAAAAUUGUCCCAUUUCUGGCUCUUCCUGGUGCAAAAUACAUCGAAAUGCCCUUAAUUUGCAGCACUCAGCAAAAAAGUUGCAUUUAUGUUGAAAAAUGAAAAAUCUAAUCAUUGUUUUCUAAUUAAUAAUUUUCUCCAUAAUGUCAUCCUGCGGGCCACAGUGGACUGUAUGUUGAAGACACACUCUGGUCUCUAUUGUACAUUAGAAAUCAGAUUCAUUGCUUACAGGAGCCACACUAACAUCCAGCCGACUCCUCUUCAUAUCUGCAGAAUAACAGUGAACUCUUUGUUUUCUCCUGACUGUUGUAGACACAGUCAGCUCUUGAUUUGUCUCCACUAUGUAAACUCUAUUUCAAUGUAAAAAUUUGACAUUUUAAAUCCCACUUCUCUUUACAUCCAUGGUUCUUUUUAAUACUAUCAUACCUGAACAGUGAGUUCUGCCAUUUACGCGUGCAGCUGUUUUUUUUUAUUUUAUUUAUUUUAUUUCGAUGCCUCUUUCUGUUAACGAUGUGUCUUAAACUGCUGUUUACUUGUGUUUUACUUUCUGCUGCUGCUCAGACUUCCUUCCCGCCAGCCAAGCAGCUGCUGUGCCUUUCUGUUCCCUCAUGUGUGCGUCUGUUUUACUCCUUCAAACCGCUCAGCAGCUAGAAACAAGCCAGGCCAGCAGCGAAUGUGUCCACCCCACAGAGAUCCUGGACACUGCAGGGUGGCUGCAGGCUUCGUGUGACUUUCUGAUCAGUAGAUCCUCAGUAGAAGCUCAGUAGGGACCAAUGGAGCCGCCAUCGUUCUCUAUGUGAAUGUACCCGCACUGAAUGUCUCUGUGAGUGUGACUUUCUACCGUUGCUCGUGGUUGUAAGUGGUCAGCUCGUGCUUUGAGGUGCACAUCGUCGUGAACCGGUGGCAUACACUACUUUGUAGUAAUUAGUAGAGGCGAGAGUUUUUCUAUGAAUAUACUUGUGAUUUGUAUCGGUGUUCACUGUGAUCACGUCCUUCCAGCUGUUCCCAUUCACACUUCUACAGCGUGCCGUUUUAGAGUGUUUAGCACUGAAAAUGAGGUGACCCUUGUGCGUUUUGUGUCUUAUCUAGAAGUGUAAAGUCGUCUAAAAUCAGCCACCAGACAGGACAGAAAUGACUUAGGGAGGUGGAAUUGAGCCAGGGACCCCUUGAGGAGGAGGGGUUACACUGCUUUAACUGUGCUCGCCAAAAUAGAUUUGCAAAUGUCAAGCUGCCAUUUGCUUUUAUAUGAAGGAUUUGUAUGUUUGAGAGUGGACACGUCCACCAGCAUCUGGCUUUUCUUUUCAAAUCAGAGAGCAGAAAAGGGUUCCACAGAAUUUCUUCAGCCACGUUUCAAGUGAAAGGUGCGUAGUUUUUAUGUUUUCGCUUUAAAAAUGUUUCAUGUUUAUUAAUUAUUAAUAAUAUGCUAUAAACAAACAGUGGUGAGUGCAAGGAAGCUGGGAGAAUAUGGAUUGGGCGUCAAGGCACUCUGGAGAUACUCUCACAUGUGCAGAACUGAUAACUUACAGCUGUGUUGUGCAGGAGCAGCGUUGUAGAAAAAUUGUGUUUUUUGGCCGUUUCCACGGAGAUGGAGUCCUGGCAUUUUCAAAAAGUUGCAUUGUCAGUGAUUUUGAGCAUUUUUUUUUUUUCAUGUAAACAGACAAAGUUUUGCAUUUGAACGUUGAAAACGUUGCGGAAAUGGGGCCUCGGAGACUCUCCUGAGGAACUUCAAGGCAUCGUUCACUACGGCCUCCGUCUCACUGGGAGGCAACACAUUACAACUGCUUUUCAGACAUUCGUACAAAUAGAUGUAAAAGUUUCUGCACUGUUCACAAGUCACUCCAGGGUUUGACAUUCCAAGUCUUUAUUCUUUAUUCUUCAUUAGAUUAAAUGACACAUUUUUUUGCACGUGUAACAAUCUUGUGAUAUUUUCAUGCAUCCUGUACCACAGUUUGCACGACUGCAAAAUAAUAAUCAGCAGACCUUAGUAUCUAUUAGAGUGUCUGUACUUUCCCAACAUCUUGACACCUGAUCAGUUUCCAGUUGGUUCUUUUUGGAUUACCUUUCUUUUUCUCAGUCUGUUUAAAUCAGACCUCCCUCUGAACCAUCAUCUGCUCUUCUCAUUCUCACCCAGAAAGUGUAAAGAAAAGUCAGAGGCUCCAGAUUUCCAAACCUCUUCUCUUAAAGCAACAAUUUGAACCAGUCCUGCUUUUCUCAAAGUUUUUUUUUUUUUUUUUUAAUCUGAUCAAAAAAUAUUGAAGUUUAUAUGAAGGAAAGACGGUUGUAAUCAUUAAACCAAGUAAUAAAAAGUCAUAUUUUAUGUGGUAACAUUGAAGUAAAUGCUUAUUAAAUGUUAUUCAGAUCUAUAAGUGCUUAGAAGUCUGGUAGCUCCUCUUAUCGUGCUUCUACCUAGAGGGCCUCUGAAGCCUCUGGCUAGUUCUGCUACCGUCUGCUCACACGCCAGGCAGCCAGACGGAAGACUUGAAAAUAUGCCACAUCUUCUCCUUCAUUUCCAUCUCCUGGUGACGCUCUAGCGCGAAAGAGUAUUUAAUCCUCAGGUUUCUGCAGAAUUGUGUCGAAAUCGGUUGCUUUGAUGUUUUUAUAUUCCUCACAUUUUUAUCUGAUGUCAGUGUAAAUGAGCAAUUUUUUGGCUCCAUUGUUGUUGCAAUAAAAUCCAGAAAAUGA